AAAGGCGGAGCGGGAGGGUCCUGGCGGCGGCCGAAAGGCGGGAAUCUGCUCCUCUGAGGAAAAGCGAGUUUCUUUUUUCCAUUCCCACUGGCACAACCUCAGCGUGCACUGGAGAAGCCUCAGCCCCUCCCGACUCUGCCAUCUGGCUGAGCACAAUCAACCAAAAAAGUGUCCAUUUUCUCCUCUGAAAGCAGGGCCUGGCAGGGUUUGUCACCGGCCCCGAAGCCCACAGGCUGUGCUGCACCCCGAGCUGGUUCCUCUCAGCCAAAUGGGCCCACAGAUUGUGCCACAAGCUUCUGUGCAAUUGAGACCCUGUGGGGGAAUUAUCUCUCACCACGCUAAAACAGGGACUUUUGAGACCAGUUGGCACACUCUAAAGAAGAACUGGGAAGAGUUGGUGCUGGAUCCACCAAGAAGGGUUGCUGGUGACCAUUAACAAAAUCUAUGGGUUUAAGGAUCUGUUCCAUGGAGAAAAGUACAGCUACAGGAACUGGGCCUCUGAAAGAAGGUUGCACCAGCUGGCAGGUUAAAAAUAAGAAAACAAAAAGCUUGGAAGAGUUGCUACUACAGGAAGAUCGGAACCAAUGGACUGUAUGGAUAUAGAUAUGUUUGAAGGCAUCUGCUCUUCCCAUUACAAGAAUCAUGAAUAAACUGGCAGACCAGCAGGACCACAUGAUACCAUGAAGAGAAGCUUACAGGUCCUCUAUUGCCAACUGUUUAGUGUUCUACUGAUCUUGGCACUGACAGAAGAGCUGGUGUUUUCUGUUCAGGUACUGUCUCCCACUGUCUCCUCCUCUCAGGGCUUCCCAAUGGACACUACCACUAUCGCAGCCAUGGGAACAACACCUCGCCACAAAGACCGCCAUGCAGCGGAGCACCUUCCCACGUCCACUCACACCAUUCCCCAUCCCGUCAGCCUGGCGGAGAAAGCCCUUUCCACCGGGCAAAACCAAGCGAGCGGCCCUGGCCUCGGUGGAAAGGAAAUAUAUCAUUUGUACAACCAGAGUGCUUUGUACUCGGGACAGACUCGCCCCAAGGGGAAAAUAUUCCAGGUUUUCAAAGGCAACUUCACAGAGUCCUCAGAGCCUUACCUAAAGACGACCCUGCACUCUCCCUUCCCUACCCUGAGGAGCACUUUCCCAGACCACCCGUUUCAGCCCCAGACCACAGCGUCCAGCGAUCCAAAUGGCACGGGGCUGGCAAGAACUACACACUCAGACCCUUCUCCCCGCCAUAACAGCUCGGGAAACCUUAGGGAAGGAGAGCGAGGAGGUGGGGCCAAGGUAGUGGUGCAGGAGGCAGAUUUUGCCACCACAACUGCUGGACCAUCGACUGAUCCUGAAGCAGUGUCGGUGCCUUUUAAACCCACCCGCUACGGCGUAUGGGAUAUGCUGAGCAAAACCAACUCUUGGGUAACCUUGAAUCUCAGUACAAGUGUCCCUCUGUUUGCUGGCCCUGGAUCUGCAACAGCAGCAGCGGGUCACUCAGUUCAGACGAGUUUUGACGUCAGCAUCUCCUCCACGGCACCCGGAGACCCCAAGGGACCAGCUCCAACGCAGCACAGUGCAGUGACUAAUACGACCUUGCUGGGCAGCGCUCUCUCCGCAGCGCCCGUCACGAGGUUGUCCAGCUCCAUUUCCACUGCUGGCUCCACCGCCACCGGGAACUUCCUCAACAGACUAGUUCCUGCUGGGACCUGGAAACCUGGGGUGCAAGGAAAUAUCUCCCAUGUCACCGAGGGAGACAAACCCCAACACAGAGCAACCAUCUGUCUCAGCAAGAUGGACAUUGCGUGGAUCAUUCUGGCCAUCAGUGUACCUAUAUCCUCAUGUUCAGUUCUGCUGACAGUCUGCUGCAUGAGGAGGAAGAAAAAGACAUCUAACCCAGAAAACAACCUGAGCUAUUGGAAUAAUGCUAUUACCAUGGACUACUUCAACAGGCAUGCUGUAGAGUUACCGAGAGAGAUCCAGUCCCUGGAGACUUCAGAGGACCACCUCUCCGAGCCACGCUCUCCCGCCAAUGGCGACUACCGCGACAGCGGAAUGGUCCUCGUGAACCCCUUCUGUCAAGAAACGCUAUUUGUAGGACACGAGCAAGUCUCUGAAAUAUGACCCCACAGCUGCCCGCGUGUUGCAGUUUCAUCUCUACUGUCUCCAAAUUAUAAAUAAAUAUAUAUAUUAUAAAUAUAACCUUUGUGUAACCCUGAAUUACAAGAAAUGUUUUCAGCUUUUCUUUUCUCCCUCAGAAUUGUCAACCCCUUUUUUAUAAGUGUGGUAAAACUUUACAGAACAAACUGUGGCUUUAUAAAAUAAAGGUAUUUCUAAGCAAA
This is a messenger RNA of Columba livia (rock pigeon), 2329 nucleotides long. RefSeq names its product transmembrane protein 108 (gene TMEM108). The coding region runs from base 681 to 2111 and encodes 476 amino acids. NCBI's taxonomy places the organism in Eukaryota, Metazoa, Chordata, Aves, Columbiformes, Columbidae. The record is from RefSeq and is a predicted model, not a curated record. The transcript is spliced from 7 exons. Gene Ontology annotation, biological process: postsynaptic density organization; retrograde axonal transport; dendrite extension. Gene Ontology annotation, cellular component: early endosome; axon; postsynaptic density.